Messenger RNA from Lineus longissimus, 11288 nucleotides. RefSeq names its product zinc finger protein castor homolog 1-like. Gene Ontology annotation, biological process: positive regulation of transcription by RNA polymerase II; regulation of neuron differentiation. Gene Ontology annotation, molecular function: DNA-binding transcription factor activity, RNA polymerase II-specific; RNA polymerase II transcription regulatory region sequence-specific DNA binding. The transcript is spliced from 10 exons. Gene Ontology annotation, cellular component: nucleus. The coding region runs from base 75 to 5570 and encodes 1831 amino acids. The record is from RefSeq and is a predicted model, not a curated record. Lineage: Eukaryota; Metazoa; Nemertea; Pilidiophora; Heteronemertea; Lineidae.
CUAUGAAUGUAUAAACUGAACAAAAGGUCGAAGAAAUCCUACUAUAGGUGUCGCCAGGGACCAAGUCAGACAGAAUGGCCAAGGUCGGCUUGCUCAACGCAAUAUGCGCCAAGCUAAAGACGGACGUCAAUGAGCUUGGCACUGAGGCUUUGGUGCAAAAUUCCAGUGGCAGCAAAAAUGGCCAGGAUACGCCAUAUUCCUCCUAUCGAAGCAGUCCGGGGACAGGUCAAGAGCUGUCAAAUCAUGCCUCAUUAGAUUUGUCAACGCACGGAACACCGGUGCAAGACUCGCAGGAUUCGCCGCGUAAGAACCGGCGCAAGGCAGCGGCGCCGCGAUGUUUGAAAUCGUACGAGGAGGAAACGUACCAAAAAGACGAACUGGAGGAAUUCGAGGCGAAUAACAAGGAUGUCGAUUUUGCGGCGUACACUGGCGAUUUGGACGAGAAUAGUAACAAGUUAGACGAUGAGGAUGACGGUGAAAGGUUUGUUGACGGUUCCGACGGUUUCAACGGAAGUGAACCGUUCCGUAAUGAUCUGAGCGAUGAUGAGGAUGAAGAUGGAUUCUAUGCAAGGGAUGAUUCCGAUGUUGACCAAUAUCCCGAUCUUUCGCCCGACGAGAACUCCAGCGACGAAAACGAUUCCAAACCACAAACGAGCAAAGCUAACACUGAUGACUUUGGCGCUAUCGAUCUAUCAGUUCAGAAAAGCCGACUGAAAAAAACAAGAAGCCCGUCGCCUGCGCAGAAAGUACGGAACCAUGUUCACGUCCCAGUCAAUUUGAAAGGGGAGCGCCACCUAUCUGGGAGUAUUGGGAAGAACUCUGGUGAGGCUGCCGAUUUGAAGGACUAUGCAGAAAGUACCAUGAACGAGUUGUUGAGUAUGUAUGGCCUGUCCGAGGAUUCUGGGGCCAUUGCAAAGAACGUCCCGCUGCAGAAUUUCUCAUCCGGGCGGAUUUUGGAGCGACAUGUUGGCAGUCUUCAUAACGGACGUCCCGUGAACCGCCCUGAAGCAGAAGGACGCAGUGCCCACCUCUAUGCAAAAUAUGCUGAAAGUCUGUCCAAGGGAUCCAGUGCUGAAGCUCCCAGACCUACCUCGAAUCACCCGCCUCAUGUCCGCAAACAUGACGAUUAUGAGAGGGAUACUGAUACGCCCCCUAGUGCUGAUGCCAGUAACCAUACCGCUCAUUCCAAGACGGGAGCGAAUGUCACCAAUAGCCCAGGUAGUGGAAAGUUUGUUGAAAGUGCUGCGUACAUUCGAGCGUGCUUCAACAAAGAUAUAGCGCCGUCUUCCGAGGCCAAGUCCCCUGCUGAAUCACUCUCCGGAAAGCUGCUCCCUGACUAUGCAAAGUACAUUAAGAGGUUCAACGGUUUUGAGGACUGUAAGGGCACCCACUGCCAGGACAUGAUGUACCGUGAGCACUACCACUGCAUGGACUGCAGCUUCAAAGUCUUCAUCAAGAAGGAGGAGAUGAUACGCCAUUUUAAGUGGCACAAGAAACGAGACGAGUCACUCCAACACGGCUUCAUGCGCUACAGCCCGCUCGACGACUGUGAGGACCGAUUCGGGGAAUGCACGCAUAAUAAGAAGCAGACGCACUAUCAUUGUUUACAGUCCGGUUGUAACAAGGUCUAUAUCAGCACCUCUGAUGUCCAGAUGCAUGCCAACUACCAUCGCAAGGAUUCGGCGAUUAUUCAGGAGGGUUUCCAACGAUUCCGCGCCACCGAGGAUUGUGGGACAACAAAAUGUCAGUUCUAUGGGCAGCGUACAACACAUUUUCAUUGCCGGCGCCAUGGAUGUGAAUUUACUUUCAAGAACAAGGCUGAUAUGGAAAAACAUAAAACGUACCACCAGAAAGACGAGGUCCUGAGCAAAGAUGGCUUUAAAAAGUUCAUGAAAUACGAACAUUGCAGCUACAGUGGAUGUAAAUACAGCAAAAUCAGCAAUCACAUACACUGUAUUCGAACAGGUUGCAACUACGUCCUCCAUUCAACGGGUCAGCUCUAUUCCCACAAACGGAAACACGAACGCCGCGACUUUGAAUUUGCCUACAAACGUUUCAAGCAGGAGAGCGGCGAUGACAAGGGUUGUUCCUCAAACGAUGGUAGCUCCAUCGGGGCGCCGAGUGGUGCACCAAGCCCUGCGCCGUCGACUCAGGUGCGCCCGAUUGCUCCGCGACAGGCGCUGAACCCCCAGCUCCCACAUGGACUAGUGCUUCCACCGGCCCUUUCUUUGCCACAGCAGCAGGCUAUGUUCAGCCACGCUCAAAAAGCGCUCAUGACCGCCAUCAGUCUCCAAAGUCAGGGCGGGAAACCCAUCGGCAGCGGGCAAGAAAAACCCAACGAUCCAGAAUACAUGGAUUUAGAAGAUUUGAAAAACUUUGAUACGAAAGUCAUAAACUCUGGUACCUCAACGCCGGAUUCUUUAUCCCCGCCUCCAGUCGUGCAUCCUGCUCAUCCACAUUCCAAAUUCACCCUAACUGCUGAAAUGCGUCGGCAGCAGCUUCAGUCCGCCUUUGCCCGAUACGCAUCCGUCCUAAAAAAUGCCGAGUUAAAUGAUUCCCUGAGUCUUCCGAUACCCAAUUUUAUGGCAAAUCAGCGGUCUGAAGAUGCUGCGUCGCAUACUGUUACCCGAGAGGAUGGUCACGCUGAAGCCGACAGUGAUACGCACACCGUAACUCACAGUGAUGCUCCUGCUGAAACCCGCGGUGAUGCACAUACCGUAACCAGCAGCGAUGCACAUACCGUUUCCCGCGGUGAUGUGGUAAUAAAGGAGGAACGUGAGAGUCCCGUACCGGAGGCGUUGCAAGUGAAACAGGAAUCUGACGAGAUGCCGCAGAUGCCACUUUGUGGUGAACAGGUGUUACUAAAUCGACCGCUGCCAAAGAUUAUGGAGAAGAAGGAGAGGGACGAAUCGUGGAAAAAAUAUUUGAUCAGGUACACUGCCAAUGAUCCUUGCCGUGCUCGAUGCUCAAUGUUGUAUAAAGAUCACUACCACUGCAACGUGGAGGGUUGUGACGUCAUGUUCUACACCAAGGAACGUGUUCGUGAACACGCAAGGCUUCAUGACCAGGAUGAGAAAGUCACCGAGUUGACAUUCCACACGACCUCGGCCGAUCAUCCGUGCUGUGUUGAAGGCUGCAGCAUCGAAGGACAGAAACACUUUCAUUGUUUGUGGCCUGAAUGCGACCACGUCAUCCGUAUGACGGAACCUCCACUGACCCGCCUGAAGCAUCACAGAUACCAUGAACAACAACGAACCAGCGACAACCUCAAAUGGCGCAUGGAGCGCACAGCGCCGUCCAAUGAUGGACUCCUCAGGCGGAAACGCGGACGCCCGCCAAAAUAUCCCAAGGACGAAAUCCCACUGGUGCCGAAAGUAAACGUAACAGAGAAUGCGAUAUUCGAAACGAGUACUCCAGUCAGUGUCAAGAUAACGCGGGAAAUGUUCUUGUUAAGUUCAACAAAGAUCGUGAAUGGAUUCAAAAUGUUUGAAGCCGGAUUCCCGUGUCCGGAUCAACUGUGUAAGCAUUUCAUGAAGGAACAUUAUCACUGUGUGCGACCGCGUUGUCAUCAUGUGACAAAUUCGCCGGACGUUAUGAACCUCCACGCGCAAGAGUUCCAUAAUUAUGUGUCGAUCAUGGAAGGAUUUGAAUUCUUCGACCGUGACGUGAAUUGUCGGCGUCCGCACUGUCAGCACAAUAAGACCAAUCGCCAUUUUCACUGUGUUCGACCGCGUUGCGAUUACUCAUUCGUCCGCCAUAGCACGAUGUUUCAGCACGACAAGAAACAUCAUGUAGAAUACAAAGCGCCGAAACCAGCGGAAGAACCGGAACAAUCCCCGACGUCGACACUGGAGGAUUUGAAGUCUAAAACGAUCAUCAAGGCGUCGGGAACAUUCUACCCAAUGUCUACCAUUCCUCUUCACAAACCCAUCGCACCGAAAUCUUCCUCAGGUAUUCCGCAGCCAGUCCCGAUCAAGAUGGAGCCGUCCCUGAUGCGCCCCGUUGCCAGCAUUCCUCCUUUUAUAACCACCCAGUCGUCUGCCAAUUCAACGUUCUUUGUUCCAAUGGCAUCAGCAGAGUCCAUGAUGAGCCUCGUCAGCAUGCCUACUGCCCUACCGAUUUUCACCGCGCCCAUCAUGGCGUUUCCUCCCGCGAGCGUGGCGACGCCCGUCAUCCGCCCACCGAGCACGCCUACCUCAACCGCAGCAUCAGGAGAGAUAACGCUACAACAAGCGAGCGCAGCUGCAGAGGCCCUCAAGGACUUAGAGUCCUUGAACCAAGACUCAAACGGAAACGGCACCCUGGAGUCCGGUCAUGACCCGAAUAAUCCCCUUGCUGGUCAGAAAUCGCUCCCCCUGACUGUCCUGUUACAGCAGAAGACAGCACACGCACCUCACAUGGAAAGCUGGCACAGCCUUCGAUCAAAAAUGCAUUACAUCUUAAACCAGAACUGUGGCCGCCCUUUCUGUAAGUUGAAGAAACGUGACCAUUAUCAUUGUUUUGAUUGUAAUCAAGCGUUCUCUGAUCCAGAACGGCUCAAAACUCACGUCGGGCGCCAUGGGAUAAAAUUUGAACGAAAUAAACAUCCAAAAAUGAUGGUAAAAUCACCGGGAUCGUCGCGCACUGGGGCUUUAGAUGACGAGGACAGUUCAUCCCAUGCUUCAGAUUUGAAUUCGUCGCUGAAUCUGAACGGCGAGGAAUUUUCAAACAUGAUGGCACACGCUCAAAAGGAUGUCCCGGAAAUUGGGAAUAAUGAUAUGGAUAUUGAUAACGAGGCUACGAAUGACGCCGUGGACGGUAACUAUGGCAACUUAGAAAUUGAUUUGGAUAGUUCGUCGGAGAUGAACAGUUGGAUGGAGGAUUCUAAUUCGCGUCGCUCGAGUCGUAAGAGAAACUCAACACGUGGUCAGGAGGAUGGCGUGGAUGCGGAUGCGGUUAUUGUCAAACAACGCCGCGUGACGAGUCCGCGUGUCUAUAAGGAUGAACCUGUACCGGAUGGUUACACGCGAUACUGGGCACACGAGGAUUGCGGGCGACGGGGCUGCUCGUAUCGCCAGAGUACGACGCACUUCCAUUGUCGGCGGAAGAGUUGCGGGUUUGGAAUAUGCAGCAGAAUCCGUAUUGAACAACACACGUUACGUCACCAGCGUAUCGAUAAAAUAACUGGGGACGACUUUGAACAAUAUCGCGCAAACCUCGAAUGUGGGUUUCAAAAAUGCUUGUAUUCGAACCAAGCGACGCAUUUUCAUUGUUUGAAGUGUUCAUUCACGUGCACGGACACGAUCAAGGUCACCACGCACCGUAAACAACACAACAAGAAGGACUUCUUCAUCUCUCAGGGGUUCCAGAAAUAUUCACAGAGUCAGAAUUGUAAACAGAACUGCAAGCAUAAUCAGCGGCAGACGCAUUAUCAUUGCAUCGUCUGCGGCUCGCCAGUGGUCGGGCAAUCGCAGAUGGCGCCGCAUAGACUGAAACACGCCGGAUUGGGGCGCUUUCAGUUGGUGAAUGUGACAGACUCUGUUGCGGCGAAAGCAAAGGGCGGAAAGUCUUCUUCGGCUGCUGUCUCUUAAUAAUUCUUUGGAAUAUAUUCAUUGACAUUUUUCAUCAAAUAUUUCUUGAAUUAUCACUCAAUUUCAGACUGUUUUGCAGUUUAGGCAGACGGUCAGUUUGUCGUCUGCUGCAGUCUGUCAAUUUCCUCUUGCCUGGCUUGUUAGCCUUGCUGAACAGUUUGAUGAAAUUCACAUUGAAAUUUAUGGAAAUGAAUAACCUAAAAUAUUGUUUGAGGAGUAGUGAAAUGCAUCAAGAAUAUUUAGGGAAAAAUCACCGAAUAAUAAUCACUUGAACAUUUGAAUAGAAUCCACUGGAAUGUCAAGUUCACCAAAGUAUUUAGCUAAAUCACCAAGCUUUGAGUUUCAAUCUAUAUAUAAGUCUUUUUAUAUCAAUUUCUUUCACCAGUAUGAAGUCCUUUAUUUUGUGCGAGAUUUAUUUCAUUAUCAAGCAAUUUAUACCCUGUUUAUUUAAGAGUUUGAUGUAUUCCGAUAACUUGGGGAAAUUUUGAUGAAGAUGUCAAAAUGGUUGAAAUAUUAAAGGGAUUUUGAAGCAGAAGUGUCGCAAGAUAAUGCUGGGUCGUUCCUAAUGAUUGUUCCUGUAGGUACAAUAGCGCAGAAUGCCUCAAAAACUUGCAUAGUUGACACUUUAUCAAAAUUUCCCAUGAGCGUUAAUUUCAUUUCAUGACCAAACAAAACCAGUUAUGUAAAUAGACCACUUGUACAGCUUCUACCGAUAUGUUGAUUUUUAUACUAUAGCCAUAUUAAGGGUCAGGUAAUAUUUAUAUUACUAGGUAAUGUUUAUGUUACUAGGUGAUGUUUUAUUACAUUACUAGGUAAUGUUUACAUUACUGCACAUAUAUUUUGCCAUAUUAAAAGCCGUCAUUUAAGAAAAUCGUUUCAGUUGUAAACCAGGGUUUUUCCCCAAACAAACUGCUUCAAUUAAUUUACUUAAGUCAUGCUAGAUUUAAGAAAAUGAAAGUUUAAUGUGACUGAACUGAAUUUAUGAAAACUAAAGUCUGUUGUGACUGAACUGAAUUUAAGAAAAUGAAGGUUUAAUGUGACUGAAUUUAAGAAAAUGAAAGUCUGAUGUAACUGAACUGAACUUUGUGGGAUUUUGUCAAACUUGGGUUUAAUUGUCAACUUUCUUUCUACUGCUGUCCUCAUCUAAGUUCUUCCCAAAAUAGUCCCAGGUGUGGGCCACUCCCAAUAACAUGUAGAGCAUUCCCGUAAUAAAAUUAGAUGCCCUCCUCCAAAAUUUUCUUUGGGCAGGGUUGGCUCUCAACUCAAUAUCGAUUAUGAUUGUUGUACAGUCCAAAUCACAAAUGACAUCCUUUCUGCUUCGCGUCAGUGGCAUGCAACAUACGCACGAGUUGUUUGUCAAUGACGCACUUAUCUCUCUGUUUCGUGUAUAUAACACACGACUGAUGCACGCCAUACGUGCAGGGUAGCACGUCAAUGACACGAAUUUAGGGAUGACCAUUGUGAUUUGGACUGUAUGGAGGUUGUCAGGUCUCUAUGUUUUCUACCAAGGGUUUUCUAACUGCUGUUUUUAACCGUGUCUGUAAAUUAUCGAUUAUGCAUCACAUAAUGCUGCUGUUGACGAGCUUAAAAGUAAAAUCCGCCCAUAAAUAGAAGUGCAUGGUGGAGGAAAAAAGUGUUUGUGUCUGAAAUUUAUGCUUUGAAACUCCUGAAGAUAUUCAGGUGCCCCUAGCCCUGGAGAAUUAUGCAUUUAGCAUGUUUAGGCUAGCCUGUAUAUUGACCAAUAGCUCCUUUAAAGUUUGGCAUUGACCAAUACCCCCUUUAAAGUUUGGCAUUGUGAGUUUUGAGUUAAUCUGCUGAUCUGCAAACAAAGUGUCAUUGCCGUUUUGAUUCGCUAAGUUUCUUCCCAGUCCUGCUCUCCACCACCACUUCUGAAAUCUUAUGCAAUAAGACCCUGUUGUUAUUCAUAUUUAAUAUAUCACAUUAUGAGACUGCUUUCUUGUAUCAUAGGGUGUUCCAGAAAACUUUAAGCAAGAAUUUGUUUCAGUCUGGCCUGUGCUUAAUUUUGGUCUAAACUAAUAUUUUUAUUGUUAAUUUGAAUAAUUAUCAUUUAUCUAAAGUUGAAGCUGAGAAAUUGAAUACAAAUUUGGUGAAAAAAUAAUGAAAUUGAAAUGCCAUACCUACAAAACUUUGAAAGGAUAACUGUUUAUGACUUUCAAAGCAAAGGCACAAUACUGGGCCAUGACGCCUACAAAUUUAUUUGAUGUUGAUGACUUAUUUCGAAUUAAAAGUAAAAUUAGUCUUUUUAAAAGCUUUUCUGCUACACCCUGUGCAAAAUAUCUGCUAUAAUAUUUGUCGCUUGGUGUAUUUUUUCUACGGUUGUCGUUUUUAAUCUUCCUUGCGGUUCACAAAUGAAAUUUACUGCUGUAGGUCCUUCUUCUGCUGAUGUGUUUCUUCAAAAUUACAUUUUUGUUGUUUUUUAUAAUCUUCAGCAAACUUUAUGCCUGCUAAAAUUUCAGAAUGGUUCCUAGCUCUGAUGUAUUGCACUAUUCUUUUUUGGCUGUAUUUUACAUUAAACUGUAUUUGGGUGAAAAAUACUAUACUGUAAUUUGACUGUACAUGUAUUUGGGUGAAAUGUACUGUAUUUUACAUCGCACUGUAUUUGAGUGAAAUGUACUGUAUUUCAUAUAGUACUGUAUUUGGGUGAAAUAUACUGUACUUUAUUUACUGAAUUUGGGUAAAAUGUACUGUAUUUCACAUAGCUCUGCACUUGGGUGAAAUAUACUGUACUUUAUUUACUGUAUUUGAGUGAAAUGUACUGUAUUUCAUAUAGUACUGUAUUUGGGUGAAAUAUACUGUACUUUAUUUACUGUAUUUGAGUGAAAUGUACUGUAUUUCAUACAGUACUGUUCUUGAGUGUUUUACCAAUAUUGAACCAAAUUUCACCUCUCCUAUGCAUGUCUAAGGUAUAGAUUAUUUGCUAUAAAGUUUGAGCAGCGGACUAAGAUUUUAUGAUCAAACAUCUGCAAUGUCAAGGUGUUUCGGCAUUGAAAAGAUGAUGCCAUAUCUUUUAGUUUUUUUCCCUCCAAGGGAAGUAAGAUAGUCAGAAAGGUUGUAAGGGUUUAACUGGUACUCAAGCAAGGUAGCAAAAGAUGGUGAGGUUCACUAUCCCGUGCCGAGAAUCUAUUCACCAACAAUGCCAAGUGUUUGUGUGCGACAUCAUCACCAGUGUUAGGGCAGGCCUCCCCGUUUUCUCAAAAGCGGAUACCAUGAAUCAGGCUGGAGAAGCCGGUGUCUCCAUCCCAAACGAAUAAGGAUUUAAUUGACCAGUUGCGGUAAAAAGUCUUUUGGCAUGUCAUGACAGCUUGAUGAACAGGCCGUAAUAUGCCACUUAAAAGUUUGUUGAUGCACUGAAAACCUUAAAAAAACGUCAAUCAUUGCUGGAUCUCUGUCGUGAAUGCUAAACCAUCCGAUAACGAGGACCAUUCUUGGUGAAUUGGUUCUUGGACCAGAUGGGAAACCUCACUAGUAACUGAAGGUGUCUGCAGAAUGAUGGGCUGAGGUUGGUUAAACUGUCAGUCAUUUAGUUGGAAGUACGUGUAGUUUGGCAAAGAGCAUUGCCAAGCUUUGCAACAAUGCAUAGAAACUAUUUAUUUUAAUUAUAAUUAUAAUUUAUUGUCUUCUAGAAGAUUUUCCCUGUAAUUGUCUUUAUGUCCUAAUGUGACUAAAAAUAAAUUGGACGAAAUUAUCUGAAUAAGCCAAAUGUUCCAUGAAAUAUGUUAUAGGUGGGGUCAUCUUUCUCAGCAAAAUUAACCCAAAAAGGGAGGAAAUUGAAUAAUGAUAUGAAGUGUCCAGAUAUUAUCGCUACAUUAGCUGCGCUUACACCACGAAAUAUUGGUGGACCAAUUGCACUUACACCACCACAUUGCCGCGACAAAUUGGUUCGGCAAUCCAUUGCCGAUACAAAUUGCCGAGCGAAUUUGUCCCACCAAGCUUGAUGGUCCAAAUUCGCCCGGCUUGUUAAAAGCUCGGCUUUGUCGUGGUGUAAGCGCAAAUGGAUCGGCAAUUAGCUAGUUAGAUGGUUCGGCUCCAGGCGGCGCUUUCGAAAUGGCGCUUUCUGCCAAGGCUUUCCGCGUUCUGCUUAUUGUUUGCGCGCCAUCUGUAGCCGGAUUUUAUAACUAGCUGCAGCGCUGGUGUAAGCGCUUGGUGGAUUUUCGAUGGUGCGGCAUUGGUUCCCGAACCAAGAUUGGUGGUCCAUUUUCAGGUGGUGUAAGUGCGGCUAUUGUAUAUCAGAUUCACUUGAAAUCAUAUCCAAUUGUUUGAAUUUUAUUUCAAAUCAUUAAGAACAUGUUUAAAAAGCUUCAUUAAAACUAUUUCUUUUGAAGUAUAGUUUAAUAGAAUAAUAUACUCUUUGUGCCAAAUAUCUAUUCUAAGUUUGUAUAAAAUCAGUCAUGUCAGUAGGAUACAUCGAAAUUCUGUACCCUGUUGAAUGAGCUGCCUGAUAAUCUUUUUCAUUUCUUGCCUUCGUUUAGUGGCUAAAUGUAAACCAAAAGCAAUAGUGGUCCAAGGUAUGAACCUUGGGGCACACCACACUGCAAUACUUAAGCACUUGACCUGCUUUGCUAUGGAUUGUGACCUUUACAUAAGAGCAGUUGGAAACAGUGUCAGGUCAUUGAAAGAUUGUUUAAAGGGGUAUGACGUUUGUUAUUACUGCUGGUGCAGAAAAAUAGAAGGCAUACACAAUGCCGUAGUGUAGUUAUUAUGCAUACAAAUUUGCUGAAACUUGGUAUUUACAGUAUUUGUUUAUCUGUCUUCACAAUGGUAAUGCUAAAACAUCAUACUUAGUCUGUAUUUGAGCAACAGCGUAGGCCUUUAUUAAACCCAAGUUCAUCCUGGUUGCAGAAAUUAUGUACAUUCUAUAAUGUAUAGGACACAUGCAUGUCAGUAUACAGGGUGUAACAGAAAACUUGGGUAAUAAAGAUGAUUAGCAUGUUUUGUAUGUAUUUAGUUCUAUAGCAUUUAUUGUCUUUCGUCAGUUUUAGCUCGCAUGGGUGAGCUUAUGUCAUCACAUCUUGUCCGUCAUCUGUUGGUCCGUCCGUCGUCCGUCAACAAUAGGGGCACAUUUAUUGGGUCUAGAAAGUUGAAACUUUGAUGUGAGGAUAUCUUAUGACAACAUGACUCGACACCAAAAAAACCAUCACAAUUUGACCUACUUCCUAUAUGGAGACACCUAUUGGGCAUCUGUACAAGUUGACCCAAUUUAGGUCAAUUGUGACCUAGUUUAUCAAGUUCACAGAGGUCAAACUCUAAAAGUGUCAUUGAACCUCCAUAAUGUAUGUCAUUAAUUUGCAUCUGCAACUAAAUGAUUCCCAGGUGAGCAAAAUCUCCCCAGGACAUUUCUUUUUUUAAAGAUCUUGGUAACAGAUGGAAAGCACAUGAAAAGCUUUUAUUGACUUUGUCGAACUAUACCAUUGGUCUUCUAGAUAUGCUGAUGGGAUUUUAAAGAUGUGAGAAUCUGGUGACAUUUUUGUUGCAUAUAAAGUUAGUGAGGUAGUUGUUGGAGCCCGGGGCUAAUAUUCAGGAGGUUGUGGGCUCUUUUCCGACUGUUUUUUCUUCGUAUCCUUAAGCAAGACACUUUGAAACACUACCUGAAAAAGGGAUAUCAUGAAAUAUUGAUUACUGCCUGUAUGUUUGAUUUCCCUUGUUAUCCCCAGGUGUGAUUAUUGUUAGGUUCCAUUAAUGCUACCUGUUUCUACUAAC